AUGGAAGGUUUCAUCGGCAACGCGCGGAAAGCGCAAGCGUGCCAGGUGUGCGAUGCGCUCAUUUUGCACAACGCGCUGCUGCGCCGGGGUGGCCGCCGAUUCUUCAACAAGCGCUUGCGCGACGCACGGUCCGGCGAGGACGACGAGGUGCUUGAGAUUUGA
Messenger RNA from Effrenium voratum, 162 nucleotides. NCBI's taxonomy places the organism in Eukaryota, Dinophyceae, Suessiales, Symbiodiniaceae. The record is from the annotation of a GenBank genome assembly.